AUGCAGCAGACCAUGACGGUGGUUCCCGGAGCUAUGAUUUACAGCGCCCCUGAAGUAGUUACAUCGAACCAGACAGUGAAGGUUAGUUUCACUGCAUUUAGAACUUUUAAAUUCAAUGGCGUUUAACCAACGUCUUUUAGACCUAGAAGAAAGGCGCUACUGCGUUGAUCUUGAGUGCUUAGGACUUUAAGGCCUGGUUGGUCGUUUACUCACACGAAAGAAACCCUACUCCACUAUAUCUUUCUUCAGCUAGGUGUACAAUAAGAAGUAGCAAAAUGAUCUUGAUUAUUAUGGUCAUUUUCCACGAGUUUAUGCCACGAAAACAAACUUAAGCUGCAGUCGUGUGCUGUGAUUUAAAUUUUGACAGCUAAAACUGAUAGAGUCGAACCUUUUUACAACAACCUCUUUUGAGAGGAAGUGAUAACGUCACCGCUCAGAAAGGUGCCUGUUAUAAGGGGGUUGAGGGGUGUAAAGUGCCCCCUUGUGUAUUUAUUUUUGUUUCUUGGCAGUGGGAGGAGAAGUUUACAACACCUUUGUAAAAGACCAUCCUUAUCUAUACGCACCACGAUCAGAAAACAAUCCCGAACCCAAAUUUCCAUAAGAACGAUGUUAGCAAAACAAAAUGAGUAGGGUAUAGAGAGUUAAUUCAACUGGGGCGCAGUUUACAGCUUUUACAAGCGUUUACAAGCUUUGUAAAGAGGGUAGUUAAGAGUAAUUUAUCCUCACUGCAUGUCUGUUGUCGCAUCACGGCAAACUAAGUUCAUUGUUAUGACACUAAGUUAUGGGAAGAAUCCACGACGGCCUUGGCAAAGAUAUGCAGCUAGGUUUGAUGAUGUGGUCACCGGCACCAGGGAAGUUGGGAGGUGCGAAAAGCGCCUCCUGCAGGCGCAACUUCACAUCAGGCCUUUCCAAAUUUAUGGCAGAAGACUGCAAAGGAUUGUAAUCGUCCCCGAUUGCCGAGAACUCUGAGAUUGGUAGAACGCAGGCAUGUCCCCGAAACGCUCUUAUUACAUGUGCGGUGAGAAAAGUUGCCUUAGUCUGCACUACACAUUGUAGGAGGUGCUAACAGGAAGUACAAAAUGUAUAUUUACAGUGCGACUACGGUAACCGAGGCCUCUUAGACAAAGUUGACCAAUCUUAUUACGGGAAAAUAACACUACAUUCCAAGAAAGUUGGUUGUGAGCUAAUCAGCAGCUCGUAAAAAAAAACAAGUUACUCGAAGCACAAAAUUAAAUAUUAAUAGCAAACGUUUUUCAGGAAAGUAAAAUGUGUGACCAUACAAUGUUUUUCCAUUCGAAACUUUGCAUACGACACCCAGGAGACAUAUAUCUUUGACACAAACUGUUAUUUUGUCAUCUACCAGCAAUUUCUUCGCGGCUAUUUCCGUGCUUUGCAACAACAUGCGACCUCAAGUCAAAAAUAUAUUUAUCGUUUACGUUUUUUGCCUCCGUUACUCACUCUAAUGGACCUCUCGGGAAACAAGUGCUUUCUUCAGCGGGUUCAAAAGGUCACGUCGGUGGGUUGUAAUUGGUUAGUUUCGAUUCAUGUUGUUUAUUUCGUUUCGUGGUAAUUUUGAUUGACAAGUAGCUUUCUCGGAAUGUAUUGUUAUUUUUCUAUAAUUUGAUUGGUCUACUUUGUCUAGGUGGUCCCAGUUAUAGUAGUCGCACUGUAACAAUUAUUGAAUAAGGCUUGAGUGUGAUGUAAAGAACUAUGCAGAUCGAGGAGAAUGUAACCGAGGUGGAUAACAGCCUCCGAGGUAAUUCUUCUCAUUAAACCAAUAAUUGCUAAAAAGUGAAAAGAAUAUUGAUGGAUGCUUUAAGGCAAAUAACAACGAAUAAUGUGUGUAUCGUUCAUAGGUUGAUGUUUAUAGCUUUGGUGUUCUUCUUUGUGAAAUAUGCGUCCGAGAACUUCCAGAUCCUAGAAGGCGUGAACAGCAAGUUCUUCUGAUGACGAACCGCUCCUUAAGAGGCCUGGUACGGCGAUGCCUUCAGACAGACCCUGGGGCGAAACCAACCAUGCAGGUGAUAAUCGAUGAAUUAUCCAGAGCUGUGCAACGUCUAUAAAAUAUUUUGUGAAAACUUUCGUAGUUAAUAGAGUUGAAUUUUUAAGAAUGUUUAGUGCGUCAAGUCGUGGCCAAUCGUUUAUCGUGACAAAGGUAAUUUACAAAAGUGUUUCUAAAAUAAAAUUACCCAGGUUAAAAGCAAACAACUUAUAUAUAUUAGAAAUAGCGAGGUCUUCUCUGUAAAAUUUUAGUAAUGAUAUACCCAAAAGUCAUACAUGGUAUUAUUUACCAUCGUGGUUAAUAGCAAUUUGUUUUUUGAGUAGCGUUGUUGAAAAAAAGUUACUUAGGUCCUGGAGAAAUCCGCUGAGACGUUAGUGUAUAUCCUAAGCUUGCUUCCAAUAUGAUUGUUUAAUUGGAACAAUAAAAAACAAAUGGCUCUAUUUUUACAUACAUUUAUUCAGAUAUUACUUUCUUCUGAAGAAGGCCAUACACACGAAGUAGACAAUAUUUGUUAAAUUUUUUUUUAUAAUAUUAGAAUUAAAGAUACGAGUACAUAUGAGCUGCCGUAUCAUCACGUGUCUUGUCUUUAUUGUAUCGACCUUAACCUGUGCUGAAGGCAAGUUCCCUAGACUUUGUACAUCCUUGGCGAGUCUGAAAAACAAGAAAUGUUGUCCAAUCCCAAAAGGCUUUAGUGCGCCAUGCGGUAAUGAUGGAAACAGAGGUAGACGCCAGGAAUUGGUCAUUCCUGAUUGGUCCCUCAAGUACAGUCAUUACCAACCUUUGCAGGAAGACGACGAGCGCCAUAACUGGCCUCAUGCUCUUUACCUUAAAACGUGCAAAUGCAAUUCAAACUUUGCUGGACGUGACUGCAGUAAGUGCGAGUUUGGCUACUAUGGCAAAGACUAGGCACACAAAAAAAAACCCUGACUCGCAAAAAUUUCCUCAAGUUGUCAGCCCAGGAGAAGGAUCAAUACAUGAGGUACAUCAACAUGUCCAGGUACUACAUAAGCAAUUAUGUGGUGACUUUGACACCAUAUGAAGAGAUCAACAAAACCGUGAUGGCCAACCGCGACCCAACAGCACUCUUUCACAACAUCAGCAACUAUGACUUGUUGUGUGGAUCCACUCCUAUGCUGCACGAGGCACCAUUUUCCCACAUAACAUGACACGGAGAGAUAUUGACUUUGCGAAUGACGGGCAGGGGCUUCCUACGUGGCAUCGACUGUAUAAUACAGUAGAAUAGGUCCUUAAUAAAUAAAUAAAUACGUAAAUAAAUAAAUAAAUAAAUAAAGUUUUAGAGGUAGCAAUUCCAAUAAUCGAAUCGAAAUUUGGAAAUGUUGGUUUUUGAAGAGAGGAGAAAACCAGAGUACCUGGAUAAAAACCUCUCAGAGCAAACCAGGGAAUCAACAAUAAACUCAACCCACAUAUGUUAAAAGUGUACGCCAGUCCAACAAGUCUGGAAAGGCUAUUAGAAUCUCAAAGGUUUGGCUACAUUUUUGCUAUUUUAGCCUAAGGUGGCUGAACUCAGUUUUGUUAGCUGUCAGCGGUAACUCGCGUGAUGGCGCGUGUUUUAAAUUGGACAAACAAACAUGGCUGCGAAAAAGCAAUGGUACGCAGAAAACGAUUUCUCAAAAUCUACUAAUUGAAAUUUUCUGAUAUUUCACUUUUAUCUUAUUUUAAAUAACGAGAACUUCAAAAUGGAGGUGAACAGAGGAAUUUUGUCACACAUUUAAUAAUUACAGUGCAAUUAUAUUAUUGAUUAUCUAAAAACUCUUCUGUUAAAAUUUGGUCAAAUAAGUUUCAAAUGGUGAUGAUUAAUUAUAGUAAGCUGUGUGCAAGGUUAUAGGAAAAUAUAAUGAACAAAUUUUACGUAAACUGAGCAAAAAAGAAAUUUUACAAUUGUAUUUAAUCACCCGGGUUGCCAUGGAAACUACGGAAAAAUCAAAUUUUACCUGUCAAUCAAAAUCUUUCAGCAGUAUAUUGUUCACUUGCUAUGUUUCAGCUUGUGAGCUGCAACCUUUCUUUUGCCAUUAUUUGGCAAAAUACAUAUACGCAUGAUCACAAACUCCCAAAACUGCGUUCAGCCACCUUAACUAAAACCUGAGUAGCAGGCGCUUGGAAGUAAUGGGCUCAAGAAAGAACGGGGCGCGGGAGGGAAACAUGCCACUUAAUCUCCCCUCAAGUGUCUCUUUCGCGCGCCUCUUUCUCUCCUGCGCCAUUACUUCCAAGCGCCUGCUACGCAGGCUACCUUAUUUAUAACUAUAUGUAAUUAACCUUUGGCCGCAAUUAAUCGGCCAUUUUCAGCCUUGUAUUCAUCAUCAAUAGGAGACAAGCUCAAUCCCAACUGUAAACGCUUACUGUCUAAAACAGUAGUGGUAGUGGUAGUGAAUUAUUUUGGUAAAAGUACGUUCCUUAAAUGAAAAUAUAUAUUAAAUACAGCUUUUAAUUUCCUUGCGCUGACACGAAAAGUUGUCCGGUUUAUUGUGAAGACUGUGAACACCCCCGCUAUCCGAUAUGUAACUCACUCUCCACUCUAGGGAUCGGCGCGGCGCAGUUUUGCUCCUUUACAGAAAUCGCCUCGAAAAGAAAUCACUCUUCUUAUUUGUAAACAGAAGCCGUAUCCGGUAUGGGUUUCGUGCCGGCGCAAAAGCUAUCCGGUAUUAAUAGUAAAGUGGACAUUAAAGCCAAACUUACGCCGUCUGCCGGACAAGUGGAAUCCGAUGCAGUAACUGACCUGCUAGCAAAUGCGUCUGACUUUGUGUCCUUUGGCCACUCGAUACCAAUAUAUAGCCAUUUCAAAACCAACUUCACGGCACUUAAGAGACUGUUCCAUGCUUAUGCGCAUGCUAACCAUGUGGAGUUGUUUCCUACCGCAUCUCGCUGGAUGAUUUCUUGUUUGGCUGCGGUUGGAUGUUUUCAUGACGUGUUGGUCACAAUCGAGGAGUCAGCUUGUGGUUGGUUUGCAUCAGCUAUGUCCAUUUGUUCCUCGUCCAUUUCCGUCUGUAGAAAAGAGAGAAAAACCGUCGUUGACUUAUAUUUGCCUAAAAAACAGCCUACCUUUUGCAUUUCCCCUCGAAAUAUGAUGUCCGUCUCGGAACGAACGCUAAUAUUCUAUCAAAACGGAAGGUCGCUUGGAACUUUUUUAAAAGGCGUCGUUUACGUUGUGAAACACUGGAAACGUUUGCUUUUGUUUUUAUAUUGCAUUUCUUUACUUUGUUAUGAAUUUACUUCAUUUGUAAACGUUUUUCUAGGCAAAUAGGCUGUUGUAAAACUGCUGAUUAUGUUAACGGAGAUAAGCAAGCAAGCAAACAUGUUUUGUCACGGAGACAAGCAUAUAAAUCGACGACAGGUGGAUUUUGAUUAAAGCGCUCUUGCUUCCAAAGCCUUCAACAACAGUAAAGCGUCGAUGGAACGGUUCGUCAGCGUCGUUGAUUCCUGCAUUUGAAGGCAAUAAAAAGCGCAUAAAUAUUUUAAAUUCAUUUCAACCACUCAAAUGCGGCUGAUCGGUAUAAACCGUGUGAAAGUGUGUGCUAAUACUUAAAUUGAGCCUUAAAAUCCCACGGCUACAACUAGAUUACAACAAAGCUAUUUAAAAGCUUUGAAAAGUGUUUUAAACUUUGUGGAAACAAAUAUCGGAACUUGACGUCGUAAGUAACUUCCAUUGCGCGCCCCAGAGUCGCUUCCGAUCCUUAGAAACAAGUAACCAAGGAAACAAAAUCAUCCAAACAAAUAACAAUUAAGUUUCAACUGGUUGAGGCCAAGAAGAGAAAAUUUCGCGACAAGCAGAUAAAUUCAAUCCUAAACAAAUUUAAGGAGCACUAACACUUUCGAAUGAAAAGUUGGCGCAGUAGUUUGAUAACUUGAAGGCAAAAGCAAAGUUAGUCUUGGAAAAUAACGAUUUUCGCGCGUGCCCUGUACUUUUGCCACAAGCUUAAUAUAAGCCACCGAGGAAAAUAACGCGAAGAGAACAGACGCGAAAAUAACACAAGUUUUACCUUCCUCGCUGAAAUUUCCCGAAGCAGUCGAAGUUCCUAACAUUGUUAUAGGAGGUAGAUUAAAAACGUUUUCAUUUUGUCAAGAAUGACUUUUCUCUUUCCAAAGCGCAACACGACUAAACUUGUUUAGCGACGUGGAAAGAUAAAAAAACAGGACGUCAUAAAGACAAAAUAGAAUGAUUUCCUGCGCGCGUUAAGUUUAUGGAACACUUCUUUAUCCUCCUAUAUAUUGCAUUACAUUGACAUCCAUUGCAAGAGUGUCUCGAUGGGGUGGUAGCUUUGGCGAUUGACGGUUAAUUUUAACUAAUUUUUAAGAGUGAUGGUCAAAUUUAAAGAAAAAAUAAAGAAAAAAAGAAAAAAAGAAAGAAAGAAGUAAUGAUUUGGAGGUAGCACAUUCACAAAAUGGUUCUUCAUCUGGCCUGAUUCCUAGUCGAAUUGGAAUUUGGAAAUGUUGGUUUUUGAGGAGAGGGGAAACCGGAGUAAUCAGAGAAAAACGUCUCAGAGCAAAUGAGAGAAUCAACAACAAACUCAACCCACAUAUGGCGUCGACGCCGGGAUUUGAACCUGGGCCACAUUGAUAGGUGCUAGGAGGCGAGCACUCUCACCACUGCGCCAUCUCUUCAUUCGCAAAACCAAAAACUUUUGACGGUUGACGAUUAUUGAGAAUCGUUACUUAGUCCAAAAGUUAAAUCAAAUAUAAACUUCGUUAUUGCUCCCGCAGAGAUUUCGCCCAGAAGGCGAAAUCUCGAGGACGCACUCUAGUAACUCGCGCAUAUAUUAGGGAAAGUACUUACAGUUGAAAUAUACAGUCAGUAUGCCAGAAAAAAUCUCUAUUUGCUUGAACAGGGGCCGCGAGGAAUCGGUAGGUAAUAAUGACGUUUCUAUUGUUUGCGCCCGCAAGUACAAAACGAUUAGGAUGACGUCAAGACAGAAAAUCCCGAAGGGAUCGCUUGGGUCAUAGGGUCCUGAGGAGUUUCGUGUGAAUAAAUGAAUUACUUUCUCACCUUGAAAAAUGUCUGUACCUGUCGCUUAGCACGAUUAAUUAGCCCAGUGGGAUCUUUGCGAAUCUAUUGUAAACGAUUUCUUCGCUUCUUAUCUGACCGAGAUCCACUUUGUUGUUCGCCGUUUUGAAAAUCACUAAUCGCAAGCCAUAUCCUCGCUGGCGCACGGCACGUCGCCCGAAGGGCGACCGAGGCACGAAGUGCCAAUCUUACGAGCCCUCACGGUCUCUUGGUUUGCGGUCUAUAGAAUGUGUAACGACGAAACUGUAACGCGAUCAAAAUAACCCAUUUUUUCAAUGGUUUUCGACGGGUUUUGAUGUUCUAGCGACAAACACAUCUCCUCUAGACCCUGUGACAAAGCCGGAUAUGACAAUUCAUACCGAUAUCAGUGAAAUAAUUAGUAAGUGAAGACAUGACUUAACGCUUGAGGCAUCUUUUAGCCCGGGGGGUACUCGAUGAAUUUUUACACGGGGAGGCUCCGCCCCAAGGUCCAACCCCUUACCCUUUUGUAUACCAUUUUUCACGGAAAAGGCACCCCUUUAGUAUACCUUCUAUUGAAAAAUGGUACUCCUCUCACAUACCUUGUUUAGAACUUUAUAUCCCUUUUAACUGCUGUAAAUGCACUGUCUUUUAAAUAGGAAUCAAUCACAAAAAAUGAACGUUUUUUCGAUUUUAUAAAGCUAUAAAAUUCAUCUGUUAGCCCUUUGUCCCUUUCGCAAACCCAAAUGACAGAUUUCCCAAAGAUUAGAUUUCCCUACCCUGUCGUAUGGUCCAACAAGUGAAAUCCCUACCCUUUCAUAUCCCUGAAGCCUGAAAAACAAACUGCGGGGAUCAACAGCAGUAUAUAUUAAAAAAUUUAUAUCAUAAAAUUGUGCUGAACAGUUACAAGAAAAAAUUAGUAAUAAAACAGUCUUUUAUUUAGCGGACACACCACCUGAACAAUGUGUUCAUAAUGAACUGGAACUCGAACUGGAACUCGAAUCCAAACUCGAUGUUUCGGGAUUCGAGCCUACGGCUUGAAAUGAAUUGAUUUAGAAUUGACUUUCGGCCUGAGCACCUUAGUCCAAGUUUCAGUACCAAGAACAAGUUUAGUCUAGUAACCUGGCCUGUGAAUACAGCCGUUAUCUCUCCUCGCUCCACGUCGGCUUACUGUAUCCAAAUAGUCCAACCUUUACCGGAGUUGCACUAGUUAGUUCUGCAUGCAGUCAAUCCAACUCUCUUCGUCAACGAUAAAAAGCACACGGACAUGAGAACGAAUAAAAUUAAAAGAAUUCUGUGUAUAAAAGUUGCAUGACUCAGGUUUGGAUAUUUUCGUCACUUGGCUUUGUGAAAACUGGAAAAUUGUAAUAUCCAUCUUUAAAUAAGAAUAUAUAAAAAUGUCAAAAUACAAAAGAUGAUACCUCCGAAUAAACACCAAAUGUCGGCAGCAAACUUAUUUUGGUAACCUUUGUUCAUUUUAUUCGACGUUAUAUUCAGUUUAGGACUGGGAAUCAUUCAUACUCCAAUUUACUCCUAGCUUUCUCUUUUCAUUAAUUUUUUAAUAUUGCUUUUUGGACAAGGUUAUUGAAAUUACGUGUUCACGUCAUUUGCUGUAUUACUUCCCAUUAUACUACGACAUGAGAAAUUUUUGCAAUUUGAUUGGCCUAGAGCAGUGGUAUACGUAUUUUCAGCUUUUUUGAAAUACCUACAUGUGAAAAUUACAAGCCGUUUGUGGGUAGUAGUAUGAACAAAUAAUGUACGUGAUAUUUGGCAUAAAUACCACAAAAUUGUCUCGUAUAACCAUUUUGAAUUAUCACUCGUGGCAUUCAUGCCAACAACAAAUAAUGCUAUAACCUAUGCAAAUUUUUAAUGAUGGCAUGUUACAUAUUGUAAGGACCGCGCUUUUUAUGUGGAAAUACAUGUGAUUUUACAUGAUAGGCCUCCGGGAUGUUAAUAAUUUCUUUAUCCAAUAAAUACAUGAUUAGCCUGGCUAGUUGACAAAGGCAGUAGUGAGGGGGGUGUCAGGUCUCCUGUAAUUUAGGGGGUCAGUCUCGGGACAUGCUUCCGUUCAUCAAAAAAUUGAAAACCAAAUUCUCAGAAGCGUAAUUUCCAGCAUUCUGAGGAUUGAACAAAGUGAUAGCAGUGUUAAGGACAGUUUUCAUUACGAUUAUUUUCUAUGGGUUAAGUCUUGCUUUUGUUGUUCAAUGAGGUUGUUUCUUUCCAUUAUGAACUGUCAAAGGCCGUUUGUUUUUAAAGAACUUUAGAUAGAGCGGCAGCGCGGUCCGAGUCCUAAAAGCCAUAAAAGAAAGAUGGCAUAGCUGUAAGGGAAUUUAACAUUUUCUAUGUAUUCUAGCAACAGCGUUUAAUUGUCCUAAAAUAACGUUUGGUGCAAUGAUUGUCAUAUUUUUCCAAAGCCGCUGGCCUGCUGAACUGACUGCAGGGCCUUACCCUCACUGUCCCGUUCAGUUCUCACUUGAUAAUACGUAUUUCUGCUUUCAGGGAAACUAACAAAUACUUCAAUUAUUGAAAUGUUUUAUAUAUUUUAUUCCCGGUCUUUUAGUAAAACAGCUUCUUAGCAUGUAUGUGAAAGAUGUGCGUUUUAAAGACAAAGAGAAAAGGAUUCGAAAUAACUCAGGGGAGAGGAUGGGCAUCGUCUAGUAGCGGAGUAAACUUGUUGUUUAUGGCAUCACUCAAUGUGUUCAGGACUGAACGCCAAUAUUUUGUGCUUCCGAGCUGGAAAUAAAGAGAAUGUUUAAGAAUAGUAUCUUUUAAAAAAAACAGACCCGGGGUUUUGCUAUAUUGACCUACGGCGGGGAGGCUCCGCCGGAAAGGGUUACCUAUGUUGGUGUUUUUCAUUAGCUAGUUUCUUACACAGUUUGUAAUUAGUCCGAUUUGAGUUAAAUGUUGACAAGCCAAAAACAACUAAUAUAUAUAUACCAAAAACGAGAAGUCUAAAGACUAGUGCAAAUAUGUAAUAAAAAAUGUAAACCGCAGGAGAUUUAUUGAUCACCAGUGCAAGGAAGUAGGAACAAAAAGAAAAAUAAAACAACGUCGGUGUACAGGCUAUUCUACGUAAAAAAAAAAAGUGCAUUUACAGCAGUCAAAAGGGAUACAAAGUUCUAUAAACAAUAUAAACAAUUAUAUGUGGAAGAGGCAACAUUUGUCACUAGCUGAUAGAAGGUAUGCGAAAGGGGACCUUUUUCGUCAAAAAUGAUAUAUAAAAGGGUUAGGGGUUGGAUUUUCUGGAGUUUUCUUUUUGUUUUCAUUGUGGUUUGCAUGAAUUUUUUCAAGCGUUUUGGCCCGUAUAAACUGUUUUUGCUUUUCCCAUCCCUCUCCAUCAUUAAAUUGUUUUAACUGUCCGUUCCUAAAACAGCAAGCAUCGGACGAGAACAUAACCUACACUUGGGCAGUAUUUUUCGUUUCGCUUGCGCCGUAGACCAUUUUCGCCUGGGUAAGGCGAAACGAGCGAACUACAAAAGAGAAAAUCUUCAAAAAGUGAAGCAGGUCCGACAGGUUAAAGAGAGAGUAGUAAUCACGGUGGCGACAUCACACUUAUAAAAAAAUGAAAAGAGAAAAUCGUAGCUGGGAAAAUUCCCUGUCAGAUAUUUUUAUGUGCCGGGUUUACGCUUUUUUUAAGUGUUUGCCUCUCCGUUCAGUCACACUGAGAAUUUCUCUAUUUGCCUAUAUUUGUCAGCAUAAUUUUACUUGAGCAAAGAGCAUCGUUUUCAAACAUUAAGCAUUUUGAGGAAGAUGAAAAACGUCACCUUGAAUGUGCAUUUUGUUGAUCUUGUCUGAGUUUUCUUUCCCCCACAUGGGAAAUAAGAGGGUCUCAAUGGGGUGGUGGCUUUUACGGUUAUCGGCUAAUAUUUUGGCUCUUCUACGGGUAUCGGUUAAUUUUUUUCAGUUACGGUUAACAAAAAAGUUAAAAAUUACCUUCUUUUUUUUCAAAAAGUUAAAUAUUAAUUAACCUGUGUUUUUUUGUAUCUUUAAAUCAAAAUAAAAGUCUUCGGAUCAUCUCGGGAUGAAAUAAGCUAUUCUUUUGAAAAAUUUUAACAUUAGAUAGAUCAUACUUUUUAUAAAGUAUUGCACUUCUGAUAUUAUUUUACACAUAGAAAUGUCAAUAGUCAAUUUAAAAAUAAUCUUUGUGAAAAAGCAAAAGCAGACACGCGAACGCCCAACUCAAGGCCGGGGCGCAACAUUUAUUAUAACAGAAAUGGCCGUUUUCACACUAGAGAAGGAUUGUUCGUGUGAGACGGGUAUCCGAUUGAUGAUUCGCGUCAGAUAGGUGAUACGUCUUAAUUUGGCAAUGGAAUAGUUUUAAUUUUGAAUAAACAAUCCGCCUGACUUUUGAAGACAGGAUUAUCCGUUCCAGAUAGCCUGUGUACAGCCGCCCCCUCCCCUCAGAAAAAAAUCGGAGAAGGCGGUAUGUGGGGAGGGCGCGACUGUACACAGGUUAGUCUCAGACGGAUGAUCCAUUUCCAGGUCUAGUGUGAAAACGGCCAAUAACAAAAUUCCCGUGUCCAGUGCCUCUAAUGAUAGCGAAGGACUGUACGGAACGACUGUCUUGCCGUUGCCUUGUCCGUAGGCUGCAUUAUUCCGCGCGGCUGAUGGCCUUUCGGGUCAUGUUGUCCGAAAGAGUUCGCCACUGAAAUGCCUUGACCGAGAUUGCGGGGGAAGACGCCGAACAGGGACUAGGCAUGGCGAUGUCUACCCUUAGCGUCCGAGAAAAACAGGGAAAUGUUGUUUAUCGGCAACGUGUUUUACAAACACUGACAGCUCUGCGUGUUGUUUCACUACUGUUUUGAGGGCACGGCUUCCUGAAAAUUGCAAAUAUUAAUCCCCAGCAAGAAGCCACACUUUCGCUAUGGAAAAAAUUAGUUCCCCAAGAAAGCGCCGGAAAUGGAGCCUAGGUCUUGGUUAACACCUAACAGACACUUCGCCUAACGUGCGUACGGAGUCACACUAGCCGGGAAAUAAAAAACGCAACCAUAAGUGAGUUUAGUACCUUCCUGAAAAGUAGCAAAUCUAGGGAACACUUUAUUUUAUGGUGAACUCUUUUUUACGCUUUUUAAGGCUAACGGUUCAAUGUUUUAAAUUUUUACGGUAUCGGCUAAAUUUUUGGCCGUUUUACGCCUAUCGGUUAACCCCACUGAGACCCUCAAAUAAAACAAACGAAAGAAAAUAAAAACACUUCAAAGCACAAAUGCAGCCCAUAAGUCCUUGCGGCAGGUGCGAUUUUCAGUAGGAUGAGAGCCUGGGACGAGGUGCUCUUUAAAUAAACAAAAUGGCCGACUGGCUCAGUGUGCUCAGUCGGUCGGGCUUUACACAGAUUUGUGUGGCACGGGGAAACGUGUCAUGGGUGAGUGAGGAUAAUGAUGCGGCAGGAGAGCUUCAUCUUUGGUAUCAUGAGAGGGAUAACAUUUACUACCUUUAUGCCAGCAAUACAGCGGGACAUGAGACGGUGGUAUGUAAAGUUAUUGAUGUUUUUACUCUUUACUUCCAAAAGUGCACUGACAAAAUCAAAACGCUAUUAACGAAGAAGUCGAAAUUUCAUUUCGUCUAAUACUGAAAACAAAUACUACCAUGUGAGAGUACUGAUAAAGGGGUUUCGUCCAGGGGCUCAAGAGUAAGAACUAAAUGUUGUGCUUCCAUAAUUGACUCUGGGAGUGAUAGGAUUUUAACUAUGUACAAUUUAACAAUUAUUUAUAUUAAUAAACCCUUUUUAUUUAAAAAAUUAGCUUAUUUAUGUGUUUAUGCAGUCACCUUAAUGUAUCUGUUGUAAUUUUCGAGCUCAUGUAAUUUUUUGUUUUUCUUUUGUUUUUGGGUAUGGUAAUGUAUGCUAAUAAAGUUGAAACAAAAGAAAAAUAAAAAUUACCUGACAUAAAAACUUAACUACAACGUAUCCAUUUAUUAUUUUAUAUGCUUUGUUCUUCAUUAAACAUUUAAAUACAGUAAACAGCCACCAAUAAGAACCUGUGGCUUAAGAACCUUCUGGCAGAAAUUUGCCACUUUAAUACCCAUGCAAAAAUACAAGAACCUGUUUAGCCCAGCCUAUGUUGCAGCCAGCCCACACACUCGUCUAAACCAUUUGUAUAGUCCAUUUGCGAACAAGUGCAUAAAAGUUCAUUCUAACAUCCUGCAGAGUCACAAAGAGAUAUGUGAGUGUUUGUGAUAAGUAGGUUUCUUGCGGGUUAACGUUAAUGUUAUGCGCCUCAUGAUUGGCCUAAUUCUUCGCGUGUGCAUGCCAAUAUUAAAAGGCACAGUGACAUGUCAAAAUUCACAGAAGGGAGUUGGCAAUGAUCGUUUGCAGUUUACAGAAAAUAAUAAAAGAGCAGUUCAAACUUUAAAGCCUUCUUCUGCACAAAAAAAUACUUUGAGAAAAUUCCUUGUGAUUUUUUUAUAAGAAUUUUCUUGUAUAAAUUUGCCCACCGGUUUUCCAGCAUCUUCCAAUCACUGCAGAUGCACUGUCGCAUAUUCUGCAAUCUAGCCGACAGUUCUAGACUUCUAGCAUCCAAAAAAAAAAAUUCAGGAAAUCAUUAUCUUCACAGCCAAAAAUAAAACCUACUACAUGUGGCUAUCCAGGUCCAGGCAUUUUAGAGAAACCAAAGAAACUAAGGUUAUUUCGCCACAAGAAAAAAGCGUAAGGCUUAAACUACGGUGGCCCACAGGGGACAUGCUGCAAAUAAAAAAGUUGCUGCAAAUAAAAUAAAGUUGCUGCAAAUUAAAUAAAGUUGCAGCAAAUAAAAUAAAGUUGCUGCAAGUUAAAUAAAGUUGCUGCAAAUAAAAAAUUAUUAUUGCAGCAAAUAAUAAAAAUAGUUGCUGCAAAUAAAAGCAGUUGCUGCAAAUUAAGUGACAGGAAAGUAUGGGCACACAUUGAUGGGAAGAGGAGGACUCACUAUAGUUGUAAGGAAGUUAAAGAUAGACCUGCAAGGACUCCCAAUGUGGUUUUUGUGGUUGCGUUGAAUUAUCAACUGCCUUCAAGUUACAUUUUUUCACUCAAGCAUGUCUUUUGUAGGAUAUGAUCGGAGGUCUUAAACUGUUUUCAGCAAUGCAGAGGCUGAUUUCUUAUUAGGCCUGUAGACUCCAGUUUGCCAUCAACGUCUUUUUAAGGUCUUGUACCGUUGGGUUAUAUGUUGUAACGAAAGGCAAUAGUCUCUCUUUAUUUUUUUGGUUUUUGUUUUAGCCCCUAUCACUGUCUCGAGUCAAGGUUGACCCCUGACAACGACCUUUCUAUAUCCGGUUUAGGAUUUUGUGUGGCUUUGAGUUCACAAGGCACUCUUCAAAUGUUUUUUUUUUUUGAGGAGUUUUUUCUAAUCAAUCUUAUUUCUUCGCCUUUAAUGAAACUUCUUUUUACCCUCGUAGGUGGAACUAGGUAAAGUGUACAUAUUGAAAGGUUUUAGUCGGCUUAUAGUGGGAUUUGAUGUCCAAUGAAGAUGGAUAUCUCUGUGAGUUGUUCUCCUUUGAAAACUGUUGUAUCAAGGAAAGUUAUUUCGUUAUUUCAUAUUUCGGCCGUGGACUUCAUUUUUGGGAUGGGAUUUGUUAGUUUCUUUAAUAAAAAGUUGGUUCUUUUCUGUUACAAUCCCAAAGAAAGGAAACGUCAUCAAUGAAACAUUUUCAUUGGUAUUUCUAUGUUGGAUUAGGUUUGUCUCAGUCUCUGCCAUGUAGAUAUUUGCAAAGGACACUGCUGUUUUUAUGCCUAAUGCAACUCCAUGGGUUUGACGAUAAUUGUUUCUAUUGAACUCAAAUAAGGUUCCUGUCUCUGAGGAUUAGGCCAAGCAUUUUGUGAGUGGGCCCUGGAUACAACUAUACUGAGUCCUCCUCUUCCCAUCAGUGUGUGCAUAAUUUCCUGUCACUUAAUUUGCAGCAACUGCUUUUAUUUGCAGCAGAUAUUUUUUUGUUUGCUACAAUUAUUUUUUAUUUGCAGCAACUACUUUUUAUUUGCAGCAACUUCAUUUGUUUUGCAGCAACUUUUUUAUUUGCAACAUGUCCCUUGUGGGCCACCGUAUUAAACAGAGGUAAGAGAAAAUCAUUUCGUGGUAAACUGCAUAAAUUGUAAUCAAAUCCUGUCAGAAAACAUCUGCAGAAACAUAAACCAUAGGAACUAACUGCUCAAUAUGCAUGGAACAGACCAGCAACCUCAACCUCUAAAUGUGACACUCAAAGUGGUAAAAUAAAAUUUGCUCAAUGUAGAAUACUCCAUGCACUGCAUAAACUACACAAAAAGAGAGCAAGAAAAACCACUGUUGUUCAAGCUGACUCUUCGGUCACGUUAAUUGCACUAUCAAAAGCUCAAUCCCCCUUCUCACAAGCUAUAUAUUAUAUAAAUUAGUUGUGUUUGGCCUAUCAAUGCUUCAAAUCAGGCUAAUCACAUUAAACUGUGUAACAAAUGAGCCAAUCAAAAAUGCUCACAUAUGUCCUUGCGACUGAGGGAUUCAAACAUGAUAUCGUGAAGCAAGUUAAACCUAAGAAGAUCAUCAUUGCAAGUUACAUGUAAGCUUAAAUUAUGAUGAACAAUUUAACAAAGGGAGGUAACUAUCAGUGGUAAAAAGGGGGAUACCUAUGAGUUAUUUUUUAAGUAUAUAUUCAUAAGUCUCGCUUGCUCAAGAAAUGUGGAGGCAAUUACAUCUACAUGAAGCAGGAUUUUCUUGUGACAAGUUUUUGACUUCCUACUUUAUCGACAGUCAAGUAUUCUUCAAGAUAUUUUAUUUUAUAUAUGGUAUUUGACCAAUUUGUUUCUGAAUUGAUUGAAUACAAUCAUGUGCAUAAAUACACAAAAAUUAAGGGCCUAGAUUCGAGUAUGAGAGAAAUUACACCAUUGCCAGAGAGCAAAAAAAGUGAUGAACAUGGCAUGUCAUUUCAGUCAUUGCUGAAAAUGAAACAAUGAAAGUUUACAACACCCGACCAGUUAGCCUCACCAUCUGCCCCAUUGAUCGAAGUUGUGCUCAUUAAGAUUCUUCUUUUACUCGACCACUUGUUCCAAAGUAAUCACCACUUUUAAGCAAUAGAAUUCGUGGACCAACCUAUUCCGGAAAAGCUCUAAAUCUUUUGCAGUAACUUUUCCUAAGCUUUCUUCACAAAACAUUUCGUGGCGAGCUCCUGAGUCAUGCCGCAAUUCAUUAUAUCCCAAGUUUCCAUGGUCACCGCUAUGUUCAACCCUGCAGGGACCAUGUCUUCUCUUAUGUGGACUAAAUACAAGGAACAAAACAUGGCUUACAGAUUCUGAAUCUGCAAUUGAGACUAACAAGAAAUUUGGUCAUCAGUUUUGUUAGGGUUAUAUGACAUAAUACAAUUAUUAUGAAUAACUUUAAAAAGUUUAAAAUUUAUUUUUGUGAUUUUAAAUCAACAAUCUAUCUCCUUCAUACGUAAAAACUAAGAACCUAAUUAAGAACCUACAUAGCCUAAAUUGCCAUUAAGUACCUCAAAAUACAAGAACCUAUUUUGCCAGACUUCAAAAAAAGUAGGUUCUUAUUUGCUGGUGUUACUGUACCUCAUUUACCAGUUUUGUGUAAAUGAUUGGCCACCAUGGUAGCUUGAUGCACCACAACAAUAGGUUCAUGAGGAAUUGAAGUGAGUGAGUUCACUUGAUUCAUGUAAGAACUUUUAAUGAAUAAACCAGUGCUUUGUUUACAUUUGAUCAUUACCAAUUCACUGAGGUUAUAAUGUUUAGUGUCAUGUUUAGUGUCAGCAGAAAAUACAUGUACAUUUAACAACAAUAUUAAAACUGUUAAAAAAUUUUAAAGAAAAACUUGCAGUGACUCCAGUAGCUAUUACAUGUAUACCUGCAUAGGUUCAUGAGAAAGUUGAAACUGUUACCCUCCACACCAGGAUGCGGCUUAUACUUCCCCCCACGGAGGGCAUCAGAAAUUCCAGUGGGAAGGGGGUCCAAGAGGAGGCAAUUUCCAAGGGAGUGGGGUCAGUUCUCAAGGUCUUUUUUCCAGGGACUUUGAAUGAAACAAGAGUUAUUGUUUUUAUUGAUGAUCUUACAUAAUUAACAGUUAUAGCUGAAUGCUUUUUUCACAGCUUACCUGUAUGAUAUAGUUUACAUGUAUCUAAUAUGAAUGUCAUACCGGCUCAUGAAUAAUGCUGGCCAUCCAGCUCAUUGCUUUAUAUUUCACAAUAUAAUUGUGGUAUUCACUGUGUUAUGGUCAUGUUCUAUUAGCCUUCUUUUAACUUGUUCUUAACUGUUUACUGGUUCUUUCAUAGAUGCUCUCAUAGUACACUGGGCAAAACUGUUCUGGAUUGAUGUUAUAUUAUACAAAAAUAAAACAAGCCAAGGAACCUCAAUUAUAUUUUUCUCUUUUGAAGUUUAUCAAAUUGGACAUAUGGGAAAAUAUUUUCGUGUUGAUCAUGCAAGGAGGACUUGCAUUACAGUGUAUCCAAACACAGUAACGAAAUCACAAAGGUAUGCAAAAAUCACAUUGUUUCUAAGAAAAAAAAAAAAAUACGAAUAAAAAAAUGACAGGUUGUUGUGUUAAGAAUAUUGUGACGUUUUUGUGGAUGUUUCAAAAAGCAUUCAACGGGAAAACACAAGGAAAACUUAAGGACAGUCUACAACUUAUUUGACCACUCAAAGAUAACACUUUCUUCAGACUUUCGUCAUCUUAAAAGUCUUCUUGCCACCAGAUCGGUCUUUCAUCUGUUUUGAAGAUGGCAGCCUGUUGCUCACGCUCCGUUCCAUGCCAGCAGCCACGAAAUGCUGCUGUGUGUUAAAGCAUAGUUGGCCAAGAACUUCUGGCACUGCUAUGUGGUCCUCUCUAAUAGUUGCUGGACCAUAUUUCUUGGCUUUUCUCUCAGGGGCUUACCAUUUAGUCUCACGUUGUGUUGCACAACAUGCAGCUUGAUUCAAACAACUCUGUGGAUUUGCCUCGUGGCCCUGCAGUGGUAGCAUAUGUAUGUAUCGCAGCUUGAAUCUUUGACUCUCUUAACUGCUGAUGUAUCAAAAGAUUAUACUGCAGCAUGUCAAUGACUUUAUCCAAGUUAUCUUUGCUGCAAGAUUUAUUUGGACACAACAUUCUAACGUGACAACACUUCUUUUUCACCAAAAAACAUGUGAUUUGUUUUUCUUAAAAAUUAUUUGAUUUUGUUUACCUUGGUGAUUUUUUUACCAAGUUUUGAUAUGCUGUAACACAAUUCCUCCUUGUGUAUUAAUAUUCCAUGUGUGGAAUUAAAUGUUGUUUAAAGGACAAAUAUAUCAUUAAGGGUCGUUAUGGCUUGUGAUUUUUUGUAUAAUAAAACGUCAAUCCAGAACAGUUUUGUCCACUUUACUGUGUCUUGUAAGGUAUUGCCUCCUUGGUUGUCAGUGACAUGCACCUGUACUCACUGUUAAUAAUUAACAAGGAAAAGCCUUUAUGUGCAAGGUAAAGCUGAGAACAUUAGACACUGUUUUAAGAUGAAUAAAAAGAUUUUUCCUCUCUUUAUCACAGAAAACAUACAAUUAUCUUCUGCAUAAAAGUAUAGUGCAACAGCAUGUUUCAUAAAAAUAUUCUUUUUGGGGGUGUCCCAACCAAGUUAGAUAACAGAAAAUUCUGUGGCAUGGGGUGUAUGACAACCACCCCUUGGAACGGAAAUUGUAGGGGUGUGGGUGGUCUAAAGUAAAAGUGCCCUCCAAUGGGGAGGGGGGGGUAUUAUGGAUGUUUUCUGGAACUACACAUUACAGUUUACUCAUAUUAUCACAGUCAACUGUAAGUUGUGAGUCAGGCAACAAAUAACCCAUGUUUUUAAUAUGUUUUUGGAGUAAAAGUAGUAUAUAAUAUGUAGUAUUAAGAAGUCCUCGCAUUUUUAAAACUUUUUUUGCAAUGUUAUUUCAACUCAGUUGCUUUAUUGAGGUUAAAUAUCAGAAAGUAGGUUAAGUUUCUUGAAAUUGAUUUCUUGGAAUCAAACCCGUUACAGUGACUGUCGAACCUCUCUAAUACGGACACUGAAGGGACAGAGUGAAGUGUCCGAAUUAGAGAGGUGUCCAUAUAAAAGAGGUCACUACGAUGACAUCACUUUUGUGACUCUACUUACAGUUUUAAGUGUUCAGUAGCUAAAACCUGGCUUACACUCGUCUUUAAACUGCAUUUAAGUUUAUUAAUUCACAGUACAAAGACACUGUCUUUUAGUAGCAUACAAAAUUGUACAUAUCAGCUACAUACAUACAGUCGUAGAUAAAUCACAGUUUUAACACAAAAUGAGCUACAGCGCAAUGCUGCAUGUAAAAAGUUGUAACGUAAAGCACAAUUCUGAAAGUGCCUUUCGCUGUUUUGCAAAUGCAGUAAACAGUGACCAGAGUACAAAAAUUAAUCUACAUAAUAGAAAAGAUCUUCAUGCUAUCUGUAGCCUUCAAAAAGUCGGUUAUGUCCUCCGCACACCUUUUGCAAUAUGUUUGGUAUACAGUCACUGGGCUUUUGAAGUCACCUUGCAUAGCUUCUCAGCCAGACCAGACGGGAUUUACCCUGUGCAAAUUCACCUGAUCGGGAUUUAGGAUUCAGCUGAUCACUACAGCAUCCAUAAUAAAGAGGUUAAGUUUAUAUGAAUUUACUCUCUGGGGCCGAGAUUUAGUGUCCGUUGUCCGUAUUAGAUAGAGUCCGUAUUAUAGAGGUUUUGUUUAAAGAAAAUAUAUAAGAAUUUUGUCGAGACAUUGGAAACUGUCCGUAAUGUAGGUGUCCGUAUUAGAGAGGUGUCCGUAUUGAGAGGUUCGCCUGUAGUUUAGUAGGAAAAAGAGAAAUCCAUUUGUGGUGUGUUUAUGUCCUCCAUAAAAUGUCUGCUGACAGAGGUAAUUUUAUGCGGCUUUUAUGCAGUGAUGUCAAAAAAGUGUACAAAAAAGUGUGCUGUAUGUGCAGACUUCUUGUUUUGCCUAGGAGUAGUAUAAAUGCAUAAAAUAAUGCUUUUUUGAUGUCUUUGUUGCUGUUGCAGUUGUUCUUGCUACAGCUGUCUAUUUUGAUCUGAAGGGGCACAGUGUCAUGACAAAUGGAAAAAUCCAAAAUGUACAAAGUUGUGUAUAAUAUAUAGUGAAACUACUGGUUAUUACGAAAAAUGUUCCUGAUUUGUUAAGAGGUGCUGUUUACAGACACAAUGUAAGUGCAAUGAAACUUUCAUCAUUGAAUGAAUUAAGACAUGAAAAAUCAUGAAUAUUUUGUUAUUUGAAAACUCAGUGAGGCCUAUUUUAUUAUUUUCAGCUUGAAUCAUUAUUGCAUCUUAAACAUAUUGCUGAAAGUAUUUUGUUCUUUUCUUUUUUUGCCAUUUAAAUUGAGUCAGGAAUCUGCAUUUAGGAGGCUACACAGCGUACAUAAUCCAUCCAUAAAAGUCUAUUCUUGUCAAUUAAAUAAUCAAUUAAUAGAUCAAUUAAUAGAUAAUAAUAGUAACAAAUUUUAAUAGAUCAAUUAAAAAUGGUAUAAAGAUUUACAACAAGUUUAGAAAGUUAUAAUAGAAAGAAUUGUAGAUGAUGUUUCAAAAGCUGAGUAUAACGUAGCAGACACAUGCAUUAAAACAUUCAAGUUUGUUUAAUAGAUGUUUUUAAAUCAUUGGUGUGACUUAACCUUAUGGAUGAUGUUUAUACAAGAUGUUUCAAAAGCUGAGUAGCAGACACAUUUAACAUUCAAGUUUGUUUUAUAGAUGUUUUUAAAUAAUUGUUGUGACUUAACCUUAUGGAUUAUGCAAUGAGUUUAAUUUUCAUCUCACCGUGAUUGAGGCACUUGUCAGCUUCUUCUCAGUAACAAAGGAGCUGUGACAUUAAGCAACAGUAAGGGCGGAUUUAGGGGUGGGCCAAAGGGGGCCUUUCUUCCUUGAAAUUACUUGGUAUUAUUUUUAUCUGAAUACUCAGAACAAUAAAACGUUUCUAUAUAGCUGGCAAAUGAGCAACAAGUGAUGAUGGUGUUUUCAUCCCUUUUUCUAAUAAUUUAUUUCUUGCUCCUCCUCUUCGUUGAAUUACCUAAGUAUGUUGCUUUUCCAGAUCUAAAUCUGCCAAAGGCUGGUCCACAGGAUGUAAGAUUUUUUUUUAUUGUUUUUCUUCCUGUGGUGCUGAUACUGUGUAAACUUUCUUUGGGUUUCUGAGGUUGAAAUUGAAAUAGCAGUUACAAAAACAAACUGCAUGUAUGUACUGCUAGUUCAAAAGUAGUUUAAGAAACUUUCUCUUCUUGGCUUGCUAUUAUCUCUUUCUAAGCCACUGUAUGACUUAUACAGUACCAGUAUGAAAAUUAACUCUUUUAGUUAUUGGGAUCUGAAAUAAUAAUAUUAUUUUAUAUUGAGGUUCCCAAAGUCAGCAGCCUAUGUUAUAUUUUUGCUAUAUCAUUCAUGGGUAUUUAAUUUUGGGCUUGGUUCAUAACAUUCUCACAGUCCCCUUGCCCUGUUUGUUCGGUGAAGUAAAGCUGUGUCAGGCGGGAUUAGUACUGGGUUGGGUGAGACCUUUUGGGAUAUAACAUGUAAUAUAAUAUAUUUUGACUUUAAGUUUAUUUUUCAAAAGAAAGCGGUUUAUUGUUUAAACAUACUUAUAGAGCAUGUUGUUUCAUGUAAAGGUUUUAAUAGAGUCAGAAGAAAUUCCAAAGGACUUUCUUUGAUCAUAUUAGUGCGUUUAUUGUAAGUAGCUAGGAGAAGUGGUGAACUAGAGCUGACAGAUAAUGCUGCUUUUUAUAUCAUCUGGCUUGUUUAUAGCCUGCAGUGCAGACGGCCCACGUAUUGUGUACAGUAUAGAUAUAGUUGGUUUAAAGACGGUUUAAAGUGUCUAUGGCGCAGGAUAGCUGGUUUACAGUACAGCCGUAGUACAGUAUUGUUGUAAAGUGCAAUGAACUCGACCAAAGCACUAAUAACAGUCAGCCAACCACAAGUCAUGUUCACAAGGACAGUUAGCUUCCUGUCAAAAAAAAGAUAUCUCUUUAAGUCUCAAAGUUCCACUGCCCAAGUGUGUUCACUGCACUGAUAUUAAUUUAACACUUAAGAAAAUUUUGUAGGUUUUAAUAAAUUGUAUAUUACACUUGAAAAAAGAAUCAAAAUUUUGUUGAGCCAUUACCCCAUGCGGUAUAUAUAUGCUAACAACCUCAUCCAUGUUGGUUUAAUUGAGCAAAAAGUGUAAUUGAUCGUCCCCUUUUUGGGACACCUCCAUUCAGGGGACACAAAAUUUGGUCCCGGAAGAUGUGCACAUAAUAUUUGUAUCUAUUACCUCAAUUCAAGGGACGAGUGACCUCUAUUCAGAGGAAAGGGACAUUUUUUCUAGGUCCGGAACCCUGGGUUUAUUUUAACCAUGACCAUUAUUUUAGGAGACACCUCAGCACUCAAAAAGUGACUGACCUCAAAGAGAGCUGAUGUCUUUAAGUGCACACUAAUCAAAAAUGGAAGCUUUCCCAAACUGGACUCUCUCACAUAAAUCAAUGAAAUGCACUUGUGUGAAUUCAACAUAUAAUUAUCAUAAUAGCAAUAACAUCUGAUCAAAAAGUUAAACGCUAAAAGAUUUUUAAAAUACAUUUAAAAAACAUUUUAAAAAGUGAACGACGUUUUGGCGCUACGUUACGCCAUUAUCAAGUUAAAAAGUGAAAAAGUACAGCUGAAAGUAUAAGGUGUAAAACGAAUAUAUAAUAUUUGAAACAAUACAUAAAAUAUUUGCGGGUCGAAUGGGUAUAAUUCCCAAGGUAAGAAACACAAUACGAGAAAGAAAAAAAAAAAGUUACGCACCAUGUUUUCAAAGCUGCUCUAUCCGAAAACUUUGGUCGAUUCCACUAUAAAUAAGUUCAGCCAGGAACCAGAUAAACAAAUACACACCAUGCCUUCAGUAGACCCAUCUGUUUACAUAAUAUUGCCCUUUAAAGAUCAGCGAUCAGCUGAUCGCGUACGCAAAGAUAUCUAUUCUCUGGAAGCCAAGAUCGAUGUUAACGUAAAACCCGUCUUUACAAGCAGAAAACUGUCACAAACCCUGAGUGUCAAGGAAAGCAAGCCCCCAAUCGUCAACACUCAAUGCAUUGUAUACUUAUUUCAAUGUGAUUUGUGCGAUGCAAAUUAUGUCGGGUACACUGUCCGACACUUACAUCAACGCAUAAGUGAACACCGUUAUUCAGCCAUCGGGAAACACCUUGAAACACAGCAUGGCAACAACAGAACAAAGACUGACUAUCUUUUCAAAGUUCUGAGGAAAUGUAACAGCAAGUUUGAUUGCUUAGUCUACGAGAUGUUAUACGUAAAAGACAUGAAGCCUUCUCUUAACACGCAAGUCGACUCCAUUCGCGCCGAACUAUUUACGUGACUCUUUCGUACAUUUUUUUUCCUCUUAUUGUGUUUCUUACCCUGGGAAUUAUACCCAUUGGACCCGCAAAUAUUUUAUGUAUUGUUUCAAAUCUUAUCUAUUCGUUUUACACCUUAUACUUUUUCACUUUUCAACUUGAUAAUGGCGUAACGUAUCGCCGAAGCGUCGUUCACUUUUUUAAAUGUUUUUUAAAUGUAUUUUAAAAAUCUUUUAGCGUUUAACUUUUUCGAAAUCUCUCCUGUUAAGCAAUAACAUAAACAGGUUUUAUUCAGUAUUACCAUUUCUGUACAGGUGUUACCGAUUAAAAAGAAUUAAAUUAAAUUAAGUUAAAAAAGAAAAUAAAAAUAAAAUAAUAGCGAGUUUAAGAUACCACGACGGUGAUGGCCACAAAAGCGUCGCUUAAAAAGUGAAUUUCCAUUCUUUCAGUCUCUAUCGUGAUUACUCCAACCAUUUACUUUGUCACAUGUAAGCGAAGUCUUUUUCAGCCAAAUUCCUAAGAAUCAUAGUCAAGUUCAGGAACGGGGGCGUAGCUAGGAUUUUUCAGGGGGUGGGGGGGGCUCACACUAUGUCAAACCCGGGGUGCUUACCAGAUUGGCAUGUUGACAUCCAGGCCGUGUUUUACUAAACAUAACAUUUUUUUUUCCGAUGAGCAGUGAGUGUGGGUGGAGGAACAAGCCUACAAACUAGCUGCAUAGAUUAAUUACGUUCCACGUAGCAUAAAUUGCUCUAUUUCAGUUACAUGUAUGAAAAGGAACAUGGUUGCUAGAUUGUUACUUACUCCGUUUGCAGUGACUGGAAACGAUUUAUCUCACAAAGGGGGGGGGGGGUCACGGGCACCCCAUGACCACCCCCUAGCUACGCCCCUGAUGGGGAGAAAGAAAAUUUCGCCACCGCUUGUUUACUUCCUCCAUAAAAUGUGAAAUUUGGCAUUUUCUUUUCCUGGUCGUGCAGUGAUGCCUAAAACAAUGUACAAACAAGCGUGAUGCAUGUGCAGAGUUGUUGCUUUGCCUAUUCAUUUCAACCUAUUGCCUUUUUGGCGUUCUCUUUGUCGUCGCCGUUGUGGCAUCUUUAAGUUUCUAAUGAUGAUUCCUUUAUGCUGUCUUUGUUUGUUAAUUAUUAACAAAACCCAGCCCAAUCUCUAAUCAGGGGGAACCUCUAUUCAAGGGACACUUGCUUUGGUCCUGAGGGUGUCCCCUGAAUAGAGGUUUUAUUAUGUUAGUUUAUUUAUUGCUUCAAGUUAAUUUUUUUGUUUUCAAAGUUCCCUUAAUAACUUUCUGUGCUUUGCACUGUGAGACUUUUUUAUGCUCCAUUUCUUGUACACUGUACAAGUUAAAAGUCACACCAAAUAGUAUUGCAUGAAACCUGAAAUGAUGCGACAAUGGCCGCUAUUGUCAAGUGAAAUUUACCCUACGUUAUAAAGUUAUUCUUCAGGUAUUAUUAAGUCAGUCCGAUAAUGAGUUUUUUGUGUGUCUUGAAUAUAUAUAUAUAUUUUUUUACCACUUAUUACCCUUCUUUGUUCAAAUUAUAAUUUUUCUGUUAUUCAUCUAAUGUCGGGGAGAGAAGAUGUUGCCUGUCUUGCUCAUGGUAGGGAAUUAAGGGAGAUGUGGUGUUGCCCUCUUCCUAAAGGUCUGGGGACAAGCCAGGGACCACAUGGUCUAGUGUAUACUGGGCAACCUCAUAAGGAUUGGCUGGGAAAACAAUGAACAAACAAAGUAACAAUGGAACCUAGCCCGAAACAAAAGAGUUGCGACAUAGAGGAAUCCAAGAAAAUUAGAGUUUUUAAAGAGCUGCAAGGCUACGGUUUUGACAAAUGAUUUUGAGCUAAACAUAUUGCACAAAUUUUGCUGUAGCUGAUGGUGUCUUGGUUAAAUUAGCCUGUGAAACGCAUAUGUAUGUCCUGUUUUUCGGAGAGGGAGCGAAGCGACGACCGGAAAUGCGUCUGCGUUUGGCAGGCUAUGGUUAAAUGGGGUGUGAAUAUGGUUGUUUUCAGUUGUUAUUAUUUUUAUAGUACCGGAAACGCCCGCUGAUAAGAAGGUCCCAUUUUUUGAAGUAGGUUCUUGUUCGUGGGGUACUUAUUGGCAAUUUAGGCUAGGUAGGUUCUUAAUUAGGUUCUUACAUGUAAUUUUUGUGAAGAACAUAAUAGAUUGUUGAUAAUGAGAAAAUAAAUAAAUUUUCUGUUUAUUCACAAUUAUGAUCACCCUAACAAAACUUAUUACCGAAUAUCAUACAAUUUAGUACAGUAUGUUUUUAUUGUACUUAAUUUACAACUCAAAGUUAUGCUCCUUUGUUAAAUUGUUUAUCAUAAUUUAACCGUAAAAAUUAACCACAUAUAAGAACCUGCUUGAUUUAGCUUGCCUAAACAUGUUCUUGUAUUCUUAGGUAUUAAAGUGCAGAUUUCUGCCAGGAGAUUCUUAACCACAGGUUCUUAUUAGCGGAUGUUUACUGUAACUGCCUCUACAGUCAAACCUGUAUUAAGGGGACCUCUAUAAGCGGUCACCAAUUAAAGUCCUGGAAAUAGCUUCCCUUAAUUAUUGUAAAAACUGACCUGUAUUUAGCAGCUACCUCUAUUAAGCAGCCGUGGUCACCCGUUUUCGAGAUACCAAUGAGUAAUCUGUUAUUGUCUUUACCUCUAUUAAACUGUCCCUUUGACAAGAUGUGCCAUACUAGUUCCAAGCAUACACUGUGUAGGGUGUUUAGUGGUCUCUUACAGACUUGCGAACCCCCAAAAGGCAAAAAAUGUGAGAUUCUGAACCUAGAGCUAGGAAAAGUAGUACAGAGAAAUGGGUGUAAGGCGGCGGGCCAUAAAUUAUGGGGCAAAACAAGGAUCGUGGUUAAUUUUAAUACUGAAAGAUUACAACUGAACUACAUUUUGGUACCUUAUGGGUCAAAAAAGAUGAUGAGGGAAAGGAUAGAUCUUUUUGUUUUAUCUUUGGUCCGUACAUUAAGUUGAGGACUGAAAAUUUACCAAUCUAGAAAAAGAAAGAUAUUAAAGUUGUGGUGAAAAAAAAUAGAACGAAAAUAUAAAUAUGAGCGGUCUUGACAAAUGAUUUUGAGCAGAACAUAUUGAACUCAUUUUGCUGUAACUGAGGGCGUAACUGUUUAUCCUGUAGCAAGUGAGAUCUCAGUGAAAUGGGCUGUGAAUAGUUGUGUUUAGUUGUUAUUUUACAGAAACUACUGCCACUAUAGUCAAUGUAACUUAAAUUAUAUCAUUAUCUUUCCUUACCGUUUCAGUUUCACAUUCUGCCUGAAACUACAAUGAAGGUCACCAAGGAUACAGUUACUAUUAGUGAACUAAUGGGAUUGCGGCCUUUUAAAAAAGGACAAACUGUUCAACUAAAAGAUGCUGAUCCAAAUGAGCUUCAGCUUUUUAUUGACAAGAUUCCUGCCACUAUCAAAGGUAAGAGUGUGAAAUAUGGUUUUUGAUAAAAAGAGGAAUAAGAUUAAACUUACUGUAUAUGCGUAAGUUCAGAAACAGGUAGCUCAAGCUUAUCACGACAGUAAUUAUUUUGGUUUUUUGAAUUGAGAAGCAUAUGGUUAAACCCGUACAUAUGUAUGAAUAGCUGAGCUUAAUUAAUAUUUAACAUUGAUGAGUGAAAUAUCCAGACUAAAUUUUAUAAAUAUUAACGCUUAUGAAUUUGGUCAACCGGCAAUCCUCGCGUCAAAACGCGCUGUUAACCGUGUCAAGAGGGGUAGACUUCAAGAACAACAUUUAUCUACUUAAAAAGAGCAUGAUAUCGUGCUGGCCCCAAUUCUAGUGAUUUGGAGUCGACAAAUCAGAUCAUAUUUAAUACUAUAAAAUGAAAGCUUAGAGUCAAACAUUAGUUAGACUUUCUCAAAGCCCAUUUCCAUUUUUCUGCUUUUUUUUUAGACUUUUUCGCUAUACAUGUUCUGUGGGUAAUUUAUCGACCAGUGCGAGAUGGAUCUGGGAAGAGCGACGUGAUUGUAUUUUUUAUCCCUUAAUUCAUUUCGUUGUUUCUAAUGGCGUAUCUCACGCUUGCCCAGAAUGUUGAAACGCUUAAUAGCGCUUGCCUAGAUCCAUCGCAAAAUUAAACAAGACUUACCUGUAAGUUGAAGUUUGAUUGAGAUUCUACCGAGUUAUAAAAUGCUGGGAGCCGGUAAAAGAAAAAAGGAAACAUCUCUUGCAAAAGAGUACUAGCCCGCACAAGGCUUCAAACUAGAUUAACUAAAAGAAAUAUACACGUAUAAUGCUACAGGGAAAGUACGCGCGUACGGUAUUUACGCCCCCCCCUCUCCGGGGGGGAUUUACGCACGAGUUGUUCACGUUUCAGAGAGAUGCAAAAACGAACUGGUGCUUAAAUACCGUACAAAGCACCUCUGCACUUUCUAGAAGUUAGUAGAAAAACAAGAAACAACAUAGGCAACAAAUCAUGGAGAAUAUUGGAUAUGGCCUGGGUGCAACGCCAUAACCCACUUUAAUCAUUAUACCCAAAAAAUUAAACACUACAGCAAAUGAAAUAAAACGAAAAUCUACAUGUAAGUGUGCCAGGGUGGCCAGAAAAAACCUGUCCCAAAAAACCCCGUAGGGAAAAAAGCACAGGAAAUCUGGGGCGGGCCAGGCGCAACUUACGUCGCCCGCCAGGACUCUAAACAAAUUACUUAGAACUGCAACAAACAAAAGCAGAACUUCUAACCAUUACACGUGUAUACUGGAAAAUAUACUAAAACUUGAAUUCACAUGGACUGAAAAUGUCUUAGAUAAGGCCAAGCGCUAAGAAUUACACGCAAAUUGUGGGAAUUAUACUGAAACAUAUUUAUAUCUUUAUGAAAUACACCUGAACUGAAAGUGACUAGAUACGGAGAGCUAGUUAAGACCAUGCCGAAAAUACCUAUGCUUAGUGGACUCGCACCUCCAACCGGCAUGGAUAUCCAACAAAUCACCAGCUAUUCUCCUACAAGCUGGAUUGGGCGCCGCGUCAGACUCGCGCUCACUUGUGGGUGCCGUACUAAGAAACAUCACUAACUAAUGGCUUAAUAUGCCUCUAAAAUUCGUCUCCUAAAUAACGUGAAUAAAGAAACACUUGCACUAGAAUGAAAGUAUAAUAUAUCGUACUAAGAUUGAGCUUGGACAAUUCUUCGAACUAAUGGAAACACAGAGGAGGACUGAGGAGAGAACUUAAUAAAACACUGGGUCACGGUUACUGGACAAGGCCUCAGAGUUCCAUAAAGAUCUACUUUGCGCCUGCACGGACACAUAAAUCGACAUAAAACUAUUACAUGUACAUAUUCUAGAUGGAAAACAUCGCGAUUUAGAGGCAAAAUCUGCAGCAAUCGCUUGACAAAACUAACAGAAAGCAGCUACUUAGGCUAAACUGGGCGCGCAAGCCUAGCUUCUUUUGGCGUCCUCUAAUUUAAAGGGAAACUUAAGCAAGGCGUGGCUAACAGAACAAACUUAAAUACCAACCACUGCAUGGCCCCAAUUUAUACUGUAAACAGCAGAUUCUAAAUAAGAUGCGCCAUUGUUAUCCUCAGAACGCUAAGCUAACUUAGAUAGAUACAAUGAGACAUGCAAAGGUUUUUCGAAUAGCAGAAACACCAGUCUUCGAUAAAGCCCACUCACGCCACCACAAUAAGCCAGACCCGUAACUUCAAGACUGUGGAUGGAGCGUUAGCAUCCAACUGCAAACCAGACAGGCCAGGAACUGUAUCCCUCAGCGAAGAAUCAGUCAAGGGGGCUGUUUCAAGCCAUAACCUGGAAUUUAGGGCAACUGAAAUAAAAGGAAAUAGCGUAAAAAUAAAACAACUACAGCGCUAUUUACUUAACUGAACAAAAAAAACAUUGAACAAGGGAGACGCUGAGCAAAAUUCGGGCAAAGAAGAAUUGAAAAAAUUAUAUUUCAGGCCCAAAACGAGCCGACACAAAAAUGACUUGAAACAUGCCGAACCAAGCUCAAAAAUAAGCUAAAGCAGAUAUGCCAAACCAGGCUCAAGAUUAUGCCAAAUCAGGCUAAAAACUAAGCCAAAUCAGGCUCACAUGCCGUACAAAUAUGCCAAACCGGGCACCCAAAUAUACCAAAUCAGGCUCAAAUCAGGCGACCACUACGAGACCCACUGGAAAUACAAAGGCAUCGGACACACCUACAACCAGGAGAAGCAAACUAGGAGUCAAAACGCGGAAGCUGAGCGCUCUAUAAUAGGAUGUGAAACGGUCAAGAUUCGUGCGAGGACCCCAUUUUGCUUCAGUGACUCGAAACACAGAGGGAUUAGUUGGCGAAUCAUCCUCUUUAAUGAAACGGCGCAAACAAAUCAGCCUUCUUUGACCCAAAUAAUCGAUCGUGAACAUAACGCUAGCCACAGGGCGGAAAAGCCGCGAAAUGAAGCGACGCUUGCGUCCGGAAAUACAACUGCGGAAGAAUCAGGCAGGGGUGCCGAAUGGAGUUACUGUUUAAAGAGUCAAUGUCACAAAAACGAAAACUUCAAUUCCUCCAGCCGAGGGGGAGUGAAGCGAAAAGGGAGACCCUAAGCCGAUUAAGACUCCUUAGCCACCUACGUCUGGCUUGUAUGAAGAGGGAAAUGGGCCCCACCGCUAAGGCAACUGAAAUAAUGGAACCAGCCAUCCAGCUGAUUUGCGAUAGAGAGAUGACUCAUUUUGAAUUGCAGAAUUCGGCCAAAGCCGCUUCACUAGCUGAAAACUUGCUUCUCAGGAAUCUGAAAAGUAAAUCACAUAGUGCAGACCGCAAACCCGAGCCACUCGCCCACUUGUAUUGGGACCUGUUGGGAUUUCUCCUUACCAAUAAGGAAACCAGAAGAAUAAGCCCCUUGCGCUCAAUAAAAGCUACCGGGCGGUGGAAGUCCUCUUUAGAUGACUACCAAAUGCGUCAUCGAGAUAAACAAAAGACUUCAGACCCAUAGAAAGCUAGAAAAACAAAAACAAGCGCUUAACUAGACCAAAGACUAAAAUCGAGAAAGCGAAAUACCAGAGCACACCUUUGAAGGGCCAAGAAAAACCUCGUUACUUCUGGUGAUCUAAGGAAAUGUCAAUCCAGAUUAUAGGUCUCAUUCAUAGCCCUGGUGCCCCUCUUACGAACCUGUGAUAAGGUGCGAAAAUUCUCGUACUUAAACUUAAUCGAACGAGGUAGCAGUUAACGUGACUGCAUAUGAUCGAUGACGACUUCAACCGUCAAAAUGGAGGCUCACCAUGCUCGAUGAUACAGCCAUUAGCUAAAAAUUCGGAAAUGGGCAAUGGUAGCAACAGUGAACUGCGGUGCCUUUAGGCGGGACUCACAAAGCCUAUGGGAGGACUUAAAGCGACCCUAAAUAACUCCCGAACAAAUAUCCCCAGGAAAAAUUCUUCGGAAAGACUAAAUUAAUUCAAAUCACACUCAUCUGAAGAUUGACAAAUGAAUGCUAUUCUUCAUCUAUUGUAGCCAGCCACGGCGAGGAUUUAUCCUUGAAAUGAAGAAACAGACGUGAGAAAAAGCCGAAUUCUAAUCGCUAAAAAGCAAAACAAACAAUUUUUACGUUAAGCUGAGAAAUUGAAAACAAUAAAAUGAAAUCAAACUGUGGGUUGUUAGGCGUUCACAGACCCGAAGGACGAAUACGAAUGAACAAGACACUUAUAUAACUGUAUGCAAAAUACUUAACACCAAAAAUACCGAAACACAAACAGACAAGAUAAUACACGUAAUUAACCAUAUAAGAACGUGCAGAAAACAAAUAUCUACUAAACUGCGUACCGGGGAUAUUUUUGCAUUCCCACGUGGUUUUGUGUUUAGUAUACAUGUACAGUAUACAUACCGAGAGAUCAUUCUGUCAGCCUUUUAUUUUAGCUUUUUUUGAAGAUUUCCAGAGUGCUUAAAUGAUAAACUUGCUGCUACACAUUGUGAAAUGACUUGAAAGAAAACGGCGUCCCUGUGCGUGACGUCGUCUUUCAAAACCUUUAAGUAUUAAAAUUAUAACGAGGGUAAAGAUGUAAGGUACAGGCGCUGAUCUAGGAUAAAUGCUGACCGAUUUUCUAACGGCGAACGCCGAUAGCGCAAGUUUCUAGGGAAGUCCGGGGACAUGCUUCCCUACUACACUAUGUCCUUCUUCACCUUGGUGUAAAAUUGGAAGCAGCAAAUUGAUGCUGGUCUGUUUAGCUUUGUGUGAGCCAGACUAACGUUCUGUGCUCAUUCCUUGCUGCUUAAUUCCCGGCCAAACAGUGGUAACGGUGAUAGUUUUUACCUUCAUCGUUUGACCUCAAACAUUCAUGGGUAAUCUCGACAAUUGAUCGUUUUUCAGGGGUUUACACUGUACGCAACGAAAACAAGCUGUAGACGUGUGGUUUUCUCAUUAAUUGUUCAGUUUUAAAAUCGUACUGGAGACUUCUCAUAUAAAUCUAAUAGAGUCAAACCUUUCCAAAACGACCGCCUUUAGGAGAGAGUAACGUCACUGCGUGGGAAAGUGGCCUUUAAGGGGUGGUAGGGUGUAAAGUGACACCAUGGAGGGGGGGGGGUGGGUAAGGAAGUUUACAAUAUCUGUGUAAAGCAUAUCCUACAGCCUACAGCUUAAUAAGAUCACAAUCAGACUAUAAUACUUACAGUCAAGCCAGUUCAAGCGUGGCGCGUUAAAAUGGCAGUUUGCCUAACAAAUCAGUUGCCAUUACAUCUCACAGCGCACUUGUUAUACAUCAAUCAAAAAUCCAAACGAUCAGGUCCAAUUGUAGCAGCUUACAUAUUCAUGCCGAAAUUUUAUUUAGAGUCUGAUCUGAGGAGUAAUACAGUCGACAGGUAAACUCAAGAUUUUUGCGCCAUCAGCUCUACUCCAAUCAAAACUGCGUUGCCGGGCGAACAUUUUUCUUCGUGUCAUCAUCUCCGCACCGCGUGACAAGAAGACUUACGUGACACACUAAUCCUGCUCUUUGUCAACGUAAAGUUUAUAUUGAGUUGUUUAUUAGGAAACCUUCAACGGUACAACUAAGAAGUAAGUGAGACCGAGAACUGUCCACAACUGAUGAGCCUGAGCUUUCAGGAAGUUUCAAUUGUUUCGAAACCACUUGCGAGGUCAGUAAAAAAAAAAUUAAAAAUUAAAAAUUAAAAAUAUGUGUAUCGUUCAUAGGUUGAUGUUUAUAGCUUUGGUGUUCUUCUUUGUGAAAUGUGCGUCCGGGAACUUCCAGAUCCUAGAAGGCGUGAACAGCAAGUUCUGCUCAUGACGAACCAUGUGUUGAGAGGCCUGGUGCGGCGAUGUCUGCAGACAGAUCCUGAAGCGAGACCAACCAUGUAG
Porites lobata is the source of this 32403-nucleotide messenger RNA. NCBI's taxonomy places the organism in Eukaryota, Metazoa, Cnidaria, Anthozoa, Scleractinia, Poritidae. The record is from the annotation of a GenBank genome assembly.